Messenger RNA from Daphnia carinata, 565 nucleotides. RefSeq names its product gamma-secretase subunit PEN-2-like (gene pen-2). The record is from RefSeq and is a predicted model, not a curated record. Gene Ontology annotation, biological process: Notch receptor processing. Lineage: Eukaryota; Metazoa; Arthropoda; Branchiopoda; Diplostraca; Daphniidae. The transcript has 3 exons. Bases 139 to 444 code for a protein of 101 amino acids. Gene Ontology annotation, cellular component: gamma-secretase complex.
UCCCAAAUUUGUCAGAAACAAACCUUGUGGGGAUGGAUUGGCUGUCAAAUUUUUUUAAAAAGUAAUUUGACAUCUGUACAAAAGUUCUUAUUAGAACAAGGCUUUGCUUGACCGUGAACUGUUGAAAGGCUAUAAACCAUGGACAUCGAACGCUUAAAGAAUGAGGCAAAACUUGUCCUUUGUCGAAAAUAUUAUUAUGCUGGAUUUGCAUUCUUGCCGUUCUUAUGGACCAUUAAUGCUGUUUGGUUCUUUCGAGAAGCAUUUCACAAGCCUGAAUUUGACGAACAACCUCAAAUCAAACAAUAUGUAGUUCGAUCAGGAAUUGGGGCAUUUCUAUGGAUGAUGAUUUUCAUUGGUUGGACCUGUGUCUUUCAGAGUAACAGAGCUACUUGGGGAGAACUUGGGGACCAGCUAUCAUUUGUGAUUCCACGGGGCAUACCAUGAUUUAUUAAAUGUGACAUGUGGUGACGCCCAUUUCUGUCUUGAUGAAGUUCACUCAUUAAAUUUCCCACUUGCAUGUGAAAUAGUAGCAUACUUUGAAUAAAAUUUGUGCAAGUAAAUUAUA